UACCGAUGGAAUUACAUCGAAUUAAUGCCCUUGCUAACUGUAAGAAUUUACGAACAGUGGAUCUUGAAAUAAUGGAUUACCCGAGAGUACACUUUGAUGAUAGCUUAAGCAGAUUGCUUUCCUCCUGUCAACUGCUGGAAGAAAUAUAUUUGAAUAAUAUUGUCCUCACUGAUCGCAAUUUGAAAUUACUGGCGGAGUGCAAAAACUUGAAACGUUUACAUCUGAAAAACGUAGAAUUUGUAACACCUGAUAAUGUUUCCAUUAUUCUUGAGCAAUGUUCUAAAUUGCAAAAGUUGUUCCUCGAAGUCCACAAUAUUAGCCGCAAUUUGAUUAGGCAGUGGCGGAAGAGUCAUCCACAUGUGUAUAUAUACGCGUCAGGGGGAAUAUAUAUGUGA
This is a messenger RNA of Temnothorax curvispinosus, 395 nucleotides long. Its product is annotated as F-box/LRR-repeat protein 17-like. The coding region runs from base 6 to 395 and encodes 129 amino acids. The record is from RefSeq and is a predicted model, not a curated record. NCBI's taxonomy places the organism in Eukaryota, Metazoa, Arthropoda, Insecta, Hymenoptera, Formicidae. The transcript has 2 exons.